AUGUGUCUUAACUUCUGUGGUGUGUUGGCUGGUCCUGAUUUCUUACCAGGAUUCUGGAUCUUCAUGUACAGAGCUAACCCAAUGACAUAUCUCAUCCAAGGUAUUUUGUCGGCUGGUUUGGCCAAUACUGAAGUUGUAUGCGGAGCUAAGGAAUUGUUGCACUUUGAUCCACCAUCUGGUCAAACCUGUGGUGACUACAUGUCGAGCUACAUUUCAACUGCUGGUGGUAACGUUAUCAACCCUAGUGCCACUGAAGGAUGUAAAUUCUGUACCAUGAAGUCCACCAAUGCCUUUUUGGCAUCGGUGAGCUCGGUAUACUCAGAAAGAUGGAGAAACUUCGGUAUCUUUAUUGGUUUCAUUGCCAUCAACAUCAUUGGAACUGUGUUCUGUUAUUGGUUGGCCAGAGUACCUAAAGGUAACAAACUGAAGAAGCAUUAA
This is a messenger RNA of Yamadazyma tenuis ATCC 10573, 438 nucleotides long. The record is from RefSeq and is a predicted model, not a curated record. NCBI's taxonomy places the organism in Eukaryota, Fungi, Ascomycota, Pichiomycetes, Serinales, Debaryomycetaceae.